This is a messenger RNA of Podarcis lilfordi (Lilford's wall lizard), 33362 nucleotides long. Lineage: Eukaryota; Metazoa; Chordata; Lepidosauria; Squamata; Lacertidae. The record is from the annotation of a GenBank genome assembly.
AUGGCUCUCUACAACAACGGUGCCAGGAUGCCUUCUCCACAGGAGGCCUCCAACGGCUUCCCCCAGGCGGGGGCCUCGGGCACAUGGCACAAGCCAGAGGACGAGGUGAGGCUGGUGGAGGCCGGUUUGGUGAAGAAGGCUCACCGGGAGAUCCUGGACCACGAGAGGAAGCGGCGGGUGGAGCUGAAAUGCAUGGAGUUGCAGGAGAUGAUGGAGGAGCAAGGGUGAGCGCAGCAUUCAUUUACUAUGCAUUUACUACUACUACUACUACUACUACCGCCACCACCACUACAUUUAUAUCCCAUCUUUCCUCCAUGGAGCUCAAAGUGGCAUGUAUAGUUCUCCUCCUAACAGCCCUGUGAGGUAGGCUAGGCUAAGAGUGAACGCCGGGCCCAAGGUCACCCAGUGAGCUUCAUGGCUGAAUGUGGAUUUGAACCCUGGUCUCUACCAGGUCCUUGUCCAGCACUCUAACCACUAUGUUACUGCUGGCUGCUGCUGCUAUUAUUAUUAUUAUUCCAAUUCUAUUUAUUGACUUAGUUUAGAACAUUUGUAAACCUCUUAACGUUUUGAAAACCUCUAAUAUAAAAGCAAACAAUAAUCUCAAAGCAAAAAUACAACCCAAGACCGGUAAAACAGCAGCACAAAAGCAUAUCAUUCUAAUUAUCGCCGUCAACACCAGUGUUGUGAGAUGUGCACCUGAACCCACACUUGCGCACAUUCAAUGCACAGCUCUGAGACAAUUGGAAUCAUUUUGCUAGAGUCAGGACGUGCCUCCGUUCUGAAUAUGGGCUACAAUAGGAGAGAGUAUAAAACCACCAGCCUCUGCUUGUCCUGUCUCCUUCUGGCUUACAGUUCCAGGGGAGGCCAAGUGGACACCAGGCCAGCUGGCAAGGACCAGACCCCGGGGGGCACUCGGAAGCCUGUGCUUGCUGGGACUGGCUGGGGACCUGCAAUUGCCCCAGUGACAUUUGAGGGCCGGCCAGCCUGAACCUCUUAUUCACCCCACCUGCUCUGAGGAGUUGACUGCUCUUUUGCCCUGUUCUGCAAUGGCUAAUUUCUGCUUUGCGGAGGUGAUGAAUUGGAGAAAUGUCUUAGUUGGAGGAGUCCUGAUAGGGCAACAUCUUGUGGCCUGGAUGGUGAGUUUGGUGCCGUGUGAGCAAGUUCAGGCCCCGGUAAACAUUUUUGGGAGGCCUCUCAACAAGGGCCAACCGGUUAAAAAUCUUUACACAUUUAUCUUUAUAAACGUGCAGUCUUACUUUUGUUAAUAAGAAAUAUGAUGUUUGCACCUGUUGACAAUAUUGCAAUCCAGUGACUAAUAACAAUAAUCUAAGCACCAGCAUGAUCGUCGCUGAACUAACCACAGUGGUAUUAUGUGUAUCGCACAACCUGCAAACGUGAUUGUGUAUAACAAGUUGAGGCUGAGCUGUCAUACUGUCAAUGUGCAAGAGCGAAUAUUUGUAGAGACUUGGAAAUACUCAGAAAUGUUCGGCUCACAGCAUAAGUUCGCAGGCUGCUGUUCAGAGUUGUACAUGUAUUGAAUAUGAAGUGCAUAUUUUAAAAGAAUUAUAGAUAGGUGACUCCCAACUUAAGCUGGGGUUACAUUCUGGGCACCUGGGCACAUCAGCGAAAUGCACUUAAGUGGGGAGCCUCAUCAGAGAGGGGAACUAGGGCGAUUUAAGAGGCAUUGGACACACAUUUUUAUUUUAUACUGCACUUAAGUAGAUAAAUAGGUAGCCCUCCAGUGGGAAGGUAAACGGCAUUUCCGUGUGCUGCUCUGGUUCGCCAGAAGUGGCUUAGUCAUGCUGGCCACAUGACCCGGAAGGUGUACGCCGGCUCCCUCAGCCAAUAAAGCGAGAUGAGCGCCGCAACCCCAGAGUUGGUCACGACUGGACCUAAUGGUCAGGAGUCCCUUUACCUUUACUUUAAGGGCAGGCAACAGUGCAACCAAGCAAUACAGUUUCCCGCCCAACAGCUGCUGAAUGAGAUACUGCAGCAGCAGUAAAAACUCUGUGCGCCAUUUUGGAACCCACAGGUUCUUUUAAAAAAAAGCCUUUUAAACCUUCAUUUCUGGACUUUUGGCUCACUGGCAUCCUUUUAGGGCUCUGGGGAGAGUCUCAUGAGCCACAAGGACUUUCCAGCUCUCUCUUGCCAUUUCCAGAUUUCAACUGAUUGAUUGAUUGAUUGAUUGAUUGAUUGAUUUCCAGGCGACCACGUAUAUACGACCACACGUAAGCGGCGAGAUGCCUGUAAAACAUACUCAAGAUAGUUGGGUCCUGAGUCCCCUUCCAGACCACCAGGUCCCAGUAAUUUCUACCAGCUCCCCUCCCCUCUCAUCGCCCCGAGUGGUAAUAUCACCUGUCCCUCUAAGCCAGAUAGAGGAUUGUGUCCAGAGAAUGCAACAUCCUCGGCUGUAGUCUGAAGUGGUAAUGGUGCUUAAAUUUUGCAUGCUUAAAUUAGUCCCCUCCCUCUGUGUGUGUGUGUGUGUGUGUGUGUGUGUGUGUGUAAUCACGGGAAUAAGGUACGGUUUGAUUGCUGGUAAAACAUGCACGUCUGAGACGAUAUGGUCCCCCAAGGACUGGACCAUCUGCCAUUUUGAUCAUUCUCGAAUCGCUCCCCGAAUGCGUUUGAAGUGCUUGCCAACCCACCAUUCAAGCUAGAUGGGCCAUAGCCUUGUAUGGCUUACAUUUACUGCAGGGUGCGAUCCUAUUUGAUGGUGAAUUUCUCCCCUGAGAGGGCGGCCAAGAGAGCAGGGUCAUCAGAGGGUCAGAAUGGAUGACGGUCUGCUCCCUAGCGAUGGAAGCUCAAGUCCCCAGGUGGUUCUGUUUUGAUCCUGUUGGUGCUUCAAGGGAUGGAUGACUCAUAGGGAUUUCCAUGCUGGGGGGUUGGAUAGCAGAAGGCGACAGCGAUAGCAUGACGUAAGAUCCUUCUUUCUAACAAAGAAAAGCAGCUGGUCCCAGCUCACCCAGCUGGUCUGUGACUCAGACUCUGACUCUAGCAGCGAUCUCUGGUGGGCUGGGCUGGUCAGUUUCACUUCCUCCACAGUGACAGGAUCCCCGAGGAAGAAGCUAGGAGUGGAUAGAUCUGUUUUGUGUGCACUUAAUCACGGGUCUGACCCAUCCCAUUAUUUUUGCGGAUUAAAAAAAAAAGCAUUUUUAUUGUAUGCAUUUUAAUAAAUUCUUCUAAAAUGCCUAAAAUUCUGUAUUAUACACAUUGCAUUAAAGUAUUGUAAAGUUGUGCCAUCAAAUCAACUAAUAUUCAGGAAGAUUAUCCUGUGGAGAUUAUUUUUCUGAAAAUAAAUAUUUCCUCCGUUAAAAUACACAUUUUUACACUUGUCCUUGGAUUUCCCCCUAAAAUAUGCUUGUUUGUAAAAUAUGCUUGUGUGUGUGUUUUUAAAACAAAUCUACCUUGCAAGAUUUGGAGACUUGCAUACUCUUCCAAAGAGCUGAGUCCUAAUCUGCAUGUAAAUCCAGGUUGAUUCGCUUUGAUUUCAAAGCAAAUAACUCUUUGCUACACCUUAUGUGGAGGCCUUGGUUCCAUUCCAUUCAGGUGAAAUAUGGCACACAAGAAAUUUUCUGGGGACUUUUUAUAAACCAAAGGCAAGCUUCCCAAAGGGAAACCCAUCCAGUCAGGACCUCCUACGGAGUCAACCAUUGUACAAAAGUCCCUUCCUGUCUCCUUGGUGGUUUGUUUUUAAAUAUAACUGGAAAUCCAGCAAUAAAAUAACAGGACCUUGUAGGCUAAAGCAUUUGGUCCCAGAUAAAUGCCAGCUUUCCUUUUCCUUUCACACCCAACUCCUUGCCAUAAAGCUGUGUCCUUGUGUUUAGCGGAAAAGCCACUACCCUGUUAGCCACUGUGAGAAGAGGAUGCUGGACUAGAAGGGCCAGUUGGGAGGUUUCCUAAAAUACGUAUUUUAUUUACUGUAUGGACCUUAUGUAUUUAUUUGAAGAAUUUUUGCCCUGCUCUUUCAUAAAAAGGUAAAGGGACCCCUGACCAUUAGGUCCAGUCGUGGCCGACUCUGGGGUUGCGCGCUCAUCUCGCUCUAUAGGCCGAGGGAGCCGGCGUUUGUCCGCAGACAGCUUCCGGAUCAUGUGGCCAGCAUGACUAAGCCGCUUCUGGCGAACCAGAGCAGCACACGGAAACGCCGUUUACCUUCCCGCCAGAGCGGUACCUAUUUAUCUACUUGCACUUUGAGGUGCUUUUGAACUGCUAGGUUGGCAGGAGCAGGGACCGAACAACGGGAGCUCACCCCGUCGCGGGGAUUCGAACCGCCGACCUUCUGAUUGGCAAGUCCUAGGCUCUGUGGUUUAACCCACAGCGCCACCCGCUCUUUCAUGGACAUCCCCAAAUACCUGGGACGAUUGUCCCACACACCCAAUAGCACUGAACAGCUUGAAGGACAUACCGUGGCAGGGGUCUCCUUGGCACAAAAGGAAGCUCUAAACAAUCCUUAUCCUGAACCGUCCUUCCCUUCCCGCAAUGAUUAAUCCAGGCCCAGACAGAGCCCCAUAAGAAACAAGCCUCCUCCCCCCCCCCCCCACUGAGAGCUCUGUGAAAAUGAAAAACAAGCAGCCUCCCUUUGGAUGGGAGAGCCUGCUGGAGAAGACAAAUAUUUGCAGUGGAGCAUUAUUCAUGGCAUGGUCUUGGGCGUCAGAGGGAUUGGGCCAUGCUGGAGACAGCAGAUGGCCCCCUUGCUUCUCAUUAGCUGUUUGUUUAUUUUGCAGAGGGAGGCUUUUGGUUUUUCUGAGGGUGGGAAGGAAACAACCCUGAAUCGGAAACAAAGAAAGGAAUUACUUCCUUUGUGGCUCUUGGUGGUGUGUAGGGACCCUCCCGGCGGACACACCACAAAAUUGUUAUACAAAAUUUUGGGGUUGGCUUUUAUAACCCUCCCCCCCAUUCAGUGUCCCCCUUAAAACUGCUGCAGCUGGAAGGACUGUUGUUUCAAAAAUAUACGUAGAAAGAUUGAUUUGGUUACCUGUGGCAACACGGCAAAUUCUGAAAUGGGAGUUCCCAGCGCCACACACACUGCCUGACCCCCACAAUCAGUGGCGCUGCGAGUGUCACAUGCCACCCCAAUCUCUGAGUGGCGAGACUCCAGAGGUUUCAGGCAUCUGCCCCGGUUCAGUUUCCUCGGAACGAAGUUCAGCGGAGACUGUGGUGUCUUUAGGAUACAUGGUUUUAUUUAUACAGAUAUACAACCUGAGCACUGGAUGGAGGGGCUCACAGUAUUAACUCCCCAACCUUCCUGCUUCUCCAUUAGUCACAGCUUUGGAUCCAGCACAGAACAAGCAGGUCUCUGUGUAUCCAGGUUCCCACCUUGCUUCCAUGCCUUGAUUAGGGUAAUCUGGCGCAUCUGUGGUCGUGGUAAGAUUCGAAUGCAGGUCUUCCGGGCUCGUAACUCAUAUUGCGCACCGCACCAGCUUCUAAAAGCCCAGGCCUUCUUGAUACCCCCAGACUUUCCACUGCUCAGGGACUGACAGCACGUCUGUUCCUUUGUAUCUGCCUUCCUUUGAAUUUUACUUUCCGCUGUUGAAUUUUGAUGUAUAUUUCAAAAGGCAAUGAUUUAACGAGUCUGUUGGUUCCUGCUUUCUCUCUCUGCCACUCGCCUUGCCGGCUCCCUUUCAUCUGACAACCGUCCUGAAGCAUCUCGAAGCCACAGACUGUUUUCAUGUCGUGGGACUUCAGAGAGAUGGGAAAGGGGGGCGGGUGCCAGAAAGCUGGUGGACAAGCACAAAAAGCCUUUACUCAUUCAAGCCGUGUGCCAUGGCAAACGCGUCUCUCUCCCUGCCACUUUGUCACCGUAAUUGCCAGCCCGGAUGAGAGCAGACAAAUGCAUUGAGGCUAGAACUGUCGACAGCUGCUAACCAUGAGAACUAAAUGGAGCUGCCAUAUUUAAUGGCAGUCUAUCUGAGAAUUUCAGGUGCUGGGGAGGGGGGCGAACAGGGAAGGGCCCAUAUACCUGAAGGAGCAUCUCCACCCCCAUCAUUCAUCCCGGACACUGAGGUCCAGCUCCGAGGGCCUUUUGGCUGUUCCCUCACUGCAAGAAGUGAGGCUCCAGGGAGAGGACAGGGAAGGGUUGGUCCUUCUGAAUAUUGUUGCAGGAUGAGCACUUUUAGUUGAUAAUGUUGUUAUCUCUUUUUUUAUGUAUUUUAAAUUUUGCGCUUUGUAUGCUUUUAUAACCGUAAGCCUCUUUGAGACAUUUUACGUAGCAAUAAUAAAUACAACAAAUUAUCAUUAUUAUAUUAGGGGGAAAUGGGGAAAAAACAUAUUAGGCAAAAUAAAAGUCAAAUGUGUGUGUAUUAGCAGAAAUGAAUCUUAAAGGCUGAUGAGGACUUUUUUUAAAAGAAAAAAUAAAUAGAAAACUGAUCUGGAAAAUCAGCAAACUGAAGUGAAAAGGGAGAAAUUGAAAUUAACCUGUUGGUCCACCUAUAUCCUACCAGUGCUGAAAUAAAAUCCACCUGCUAGUUCAGUCAAUUCCUGUACAUACAACAGGAAUUGAGGGGGGGGGGCAUCUUAUCCUUUGCCUCAAAAAGCUUUAGUCCAGCCCUGGAUCUGGCAGGGAGCUUCUUGUGAUCUUACAAAUCCAUAUCAGCAUAUAUAUGCUAUACUGCUAGCUUUGCUGGUGGGAUCUGGGACUUCCAAUUCCCUGUGCAAACCAAUAGCGGAAACACAGGAGAGUCGGUUUGAAAACAUCAGCUCCAGAUCUGACCAGAUGUGUAAGAUGACACAGACUUCAUCCUCCCCCCCCCCCCCCGAGAUUGAUUCCAACCUCUGUUGUGGCUCAGAGUGUGUGUGCUUUUGGAGACAGGGAAAAUGAUGCAACUCUGUGCUCAGGUAACACGUGAGCCCCAGAUCUGAAUCCGUUCCAGGCUGGUUUUGGAACACAAACCGCCUUUGCCAUCCCCGUGGGCGAUGUGUGCCGGGAGACAGGUAAGGGGGAACGCUACCCGGCUGAUUUCCCUGGAUCCUUCCAUCCCCUUUGGAUGCAGCAGAAACCAGCUUGGGUGGCUUCUGGAAGAGGCUUGGGCAAGUUGAUAGGGAAGGCUAUCAGUGGCUAUAAGCCAGGAUGGCUGUGUCCUCCCUCCAUCAUCAGAGGCAGGAUGCUGGGGAUCAUGCGCAAGAGAGAGUUGUUAUGCUCAUAUUCCACCUGCAGGCUUCCUAUAGGUAUCUUUUGGGUCAGUGCUGGAAUUGGUGGCCUUUGGCUCUUCUCAUUCCUCCGCAUCCACCCGCCCUGUGGAACGCCCUCCCACCAGAUGUCAAAGAGAACAACAACUACCAGACUAUUAGAAGACAUCUGAAGGCAGCCCUGUUUAGGGAAGCUUUUAAUAUUUAACAGACCACUGUAUUUUAAUACUUUGUUGGAAGCCACCCAGAGUGGCUGGGGAAACCCAGCCGGAUGGGCGGGGUAUAAAUAAUAAAUAAUAAAUUAUUAUUAUUAUUAUUAGGUAGGACUGGGAAUGCCCCCUGACUGAAACCCUAGGGAGGCACUGCCAGUCCGUGUAGACAAUACUGAGUGAGAUGGGCCCACGGUCUGACUCUGUAUAAGGCAAUGUCUUAUGUUCCUGUGCUCCAGGUGUUUACAUUAUAGGAAGGGCUGUAGCAUCUGCUUUGCAGACAGAAGGUCUUCAGUUCAGUCCCUGGCAUCUCCAGGUAGGACUGGGGAUUUCUCCUACCUGAAACCAUAAAACAGAAUCAUAGAAUCAUGGAAUUGUAGAGUUGGAAGGGACCCCGAGGGUCAUCUAGUCCAACCCCCUGCAAUGCAGGAAUCUCAGCUAAAGCCUCCAUGACAGAUGGCCAUCCAACCUCUGCUUUAAAGGAAGAAGAGCCCACCAGCUCACAAGGGAAUGCAUUCUACUGUCAAUCAGCUGUCAGAAAGCACUUCUUGAUGUUUACUCAAAACCUCCUUUCUUGUAACUUCAAGCCAGUGGUUUGAGUCCUAUGCUCCAGAAAACAAGCUUGCUCCGUCUUCCUUGUGACAGCCCUUUAGAUAUUUGAAGAUGGUUGUCAUAAGGUAAAGGUAAACGGACCCCUGACCAUUAGGUCCAGCCGUGGCCAACUCUGGGGUUGCGGUGCUCAUCUCGCUUUAUUGGCCGAGGGAGCCGGCGUACGACUUCCGGGUCAUGUGGCCAGCAUGACUAAGCCGCUUCUAGCGAACCAGAGCAGCGCACGGAAACGCCGUUUACCUUCCUGCCGGAGCGGUACCUAUUUAUCUACUUGCACUUUGAUGUGCUUUCGAACUGCUAGGUUGGCAGGAGCAGGGACGGAGCAAUGGGAGCUCACUCCGUUGCGGGGAUUCGAACCACCGACCUUCUGAUCGGCAAGUCCUAGGCUCUUUGGUUUAACCCACAGCGCCACCUGCACCCCUAUCAUAUCAUACCUGUCGGUACAAUCCUGAGUUGGGUAGGCCGCAAUGGUCUAAAGCGGCUUCCUCUGGUUCUUUGCAUCGCACGUCGGAAAUUUACACAGAAACCAAGAGCUGGGCUUUGUGCGUUGCAAGGAUGCAGUGCUCCUCCCGAGAAAGGGGUGGGGGUGGGGAAACUACCCAAUGUAGCAGCAAGCAAGGCAAAACAGGUAGCGGUGUUUGUGUGUCGGGGGAAGGAGCUGGCUGUCUCUUCCGCACUACCUGAGCUCCGACACUCAAGGUGAACUGCUCAAUUAUUGAACGGCGGAGCACGUCUGGAGACCAUGAAAUAUUCAAGAGCCCUCGGAUGCCAAGCUGAGCCCACACAGGGCUUUCGCCUGAGAGGAGAAUGAAUGGGAGCUGCCCCUUUUCAGAUCAGUUUGUUCCUCCGCUCCAACAAGCAGGAGGAAAAGUGGGGCAUCCUUUGGGUGGGUCCAAGGCAGAACGUAAGAAGGCUGGAUCAGGCCAAAGGGGGCUCAUCUAGUCUAGCAUCCUGUUCUUGCAGUGGCCAACCAGAUGCCCGUGGGAAACCCACAAGCAGGACUUGAGUUCAAUGGCUCUCUUCCCACCUGCGAUUCCCAGCAAUUGGUAUUCAGAACCAUCACUGCCUUCGACUGCGAACAGAAAGAGGCCAGACAUGCACCGGAGACAAAUGAAGAGAUGGGUGCCUCUGAGCAUGCGUAAAGAGGACCUUACAUAUGAAAAUUGUAAAACAUCAGAGGUUAAAUCAAUUUCCCGAUACUGCAAGUGAAAAUCCAAAAUCAUAGGAGAAUAAGGAUGUCUUUGCCUGGUGCCUAAAAGUGGGCAAUAUUGGCACCAGGCAAGCCUUCUAGGGGAGAAGUAGCCGAGGGGUCACCACUAGAAAAGGUCCUGACUGCCCUUCACCCUUGGAAGAGGCACACAGAGAAAAAGCCUCUAAUGAUGAUCUGAGGCCCUGGGUCUGUUCAUGCGGGGAUAUGAGGUCACUCAGCUGGAUCAAUAUUUGAACUAGGCAGCUUACUUCCUCCUUCUUCCUCCUCUUUGUAAAGAUCUUUUAUAUCCUUUGAUAACAUACUGCGUAUAAGGUCUGGUCUGAAUAGAGACAUUGGAUUCUUAUCUCAAUAUACACGAUAAAGCUGUUUUUAGCCAUCUCACCCCUUGCUUUUUCCUGUAAGACCAAUUGUAGUCGUUAGAAGUCAUCAACAGGUUUACCACACCUAUCAGCCAAUCACCCAUUCCCACCACCCUUCUGAGUAAUAUCCCUCCCCACCCUCUCACUAUAUGUAAGGGUCUGGUGACUUCUGUUUCAGCGUAUCUGAAGAAGUGUGCAUGCACACGAAAGCUCAUACCAAUAACAAACUUAGUUGGUCUCUAAGGUGCUACUGGAAGGAAUUUUUUUUCUUUUGUUUUGACUACGGCAGACCAACACAACUACCUACCUGCAUAUAAAACAGAGAGAAAAUUAAAAGACGAAAAAGAAAACCCUAAAAUGGGCACAUAAAGUACAAUUACAUACGGGUUAAGUGACAAAGUCCAAGUCAAUGAACGUGAAAAGCAGGAAUAAAAGUUAUCUUCACAUAAAGAAUGAAUAUUUGUCUCAUUUGAUUGUCAAGUGUAGUUCCAGAUUUGCCAGGCGUGUGAUGAAGGUUGUCUUGAAAAUGGUGCCUUUUCUGUAUAUGUCACAAAGGAUAUAAAAAAAUGUCUCGAGCUUCCAGUCCUUUGUCAACAUGUCAGGUGAUGAUGAUGAUGAUGAUUAACCCUCCCUUCACAUUGAGGUCCCAGGGUGUGUUGCACAUUAAAACACAGCAUUUAAAACAGUUCGAAAUAAUUGGCAAUCAUAAAAACAAGGUGGGUCCUAAAAUUAUACACUUCAGGUGUCAAAAGGCAGUGUCAAGGGUGAAAUGAGGCAUAAUUUUCUCCAUUGCAGGUAUAUUACAGAGUGAGUGGAACCAAGCAUGCAGUGUAAGAUUUGGGGCUGUUUUCCACUGAGUUGCAAUUACUAAUUAAGCUGCCAAGAUUAUAUAUAAAGCCAAUUCUUUCAACAAAUGCAUCUGCAUUUGCAUCAUCAAAAAUACCCAGCAACAUUUAUUUUGGGCAGCAAACUAGGGGGCUUUUAGAUUUGGAGCUGAGCCUGUUAAGUGAAUCCACACAUGAGCUGCCACAUCUGAGCUCUCGGGAGCAACCGGUUUUUCCCCUGGGCACAUUCUAGAAGGCAAAGGUGUGGAUUCUGAAAGUCGCGAAAUUUCAGAGGUGUGCAAAAAUUGCACUUCCGUACUAACACCACCUUUCUGGCUCCGGCUCUGCUCACCUCCCAGCCUGACAUGCCCACAUACCCUACUGAGCAUAGCUGAGUCACCACGAUAUCUUCCCAACGGGAUGCUUUGCAUCCCUUGAAGGCAGAUGAAGGAGAAUUAUUGAUGGCCUCAUUACCCAAGCUUCUGCCUGCAUGGGGGGAACCCCAGGGUGCUGCCAAGGGGCGAGAAAUGAGAAGGAAUGCUCAGCAUCACGUAGGAUCAGGCUCUAAGCGUUACCCAAAGGCACAUUUACUUGUGGGUGGGCGCAAGUGGGUGGGUGACCCUGUUAUUGCAGCUUCUCGUGGGCCCUGUGUCUGCAGCCUAACACAGGAAAGCGCAUUCACUGACGGGAAGUGGAAGAGAAAUCCAGAUAACAGGGGUCCAGCUACAGUAGGGAUACACCAGCCCUGCUCUUGAACGAAAUAACAGGAAUCUAUUGCAUCUGCCAUUCUCUAUACCAACACAUCCCUGGGAGUAAGCUCCAAAUUACUCAGUGGGGAUUACUGGGGAGUAGACAUCCCUAGACGCAGGUGGCGCUGUGGUCUAAACCACAGAGCCUAGGGCUUCCUGAUCAGAAGGUUGGCAGUUUGAAUCCCUGCGACGGGGUGAGCUCCCGUCGCUUGGUCCCUCCUCCUGCCAACCUAGCAGUUCGAAAGCACGUCAAAGUGCAAGUAGAUAAAUAGGUACCACUGUGGCUAGAAGGUAAACGGCGUUUCCAUGCGCUGCUCUGGUUCGCCAGAAGCGGCUUAGUCAUGCUGGCCACAUGACCCGGAAGCUCCCUCGGCCAAGAAAGCGAGAUGAGCGCCGCAACCCCAGAGUUGGUCCCGACUGGACCUAAUGGUCAGGGGUCCCUUUACCUUUACCUAGACGUCCCUAGAAGUUCCCUCUCUGGAACCCCUUUGGCACCCACACCAUAACAUCUCUGGCGGAACUGAUAGCUGCACAAGAGCUUCCGAGCAGGAGCAGUCUAUCUGAUAUGUGAGGACUUGGGAUUUCAAUGUCCUCAGCUGUGCUGAUUUCACCCCAUAGGGGUGUGAAGAUGGAACACAGUAAGCUGCCUUAUGCUGAGGGCUCACCUGCUCCUCCUUCCAUGUCAUGUUUCUAGGUGCAAAUCUAGGAUUUCCAUUGGGUUUUGUUUGUUUUCUGUCCCAGCACUUUCCCUGGGAAAACCUCAAUGGCAAUUGAGUUUUCUACAUAUUUCCAUUUGCUUCAAUUCAGCAGUAAAACGUGGAUUUUUCCGGGGAAAGCACCGGAACAAAACAAAACUCGAGCUCUGCCUAGAAAGCACAGGGCAUAGUAAGUGUGGGUGAGCCCUGAGACACACCACUGGUCCAUCUGGCUCUGUAUUGUCUACACUGACUGGCAGAAGCUUUCCCCUGCCUUACCUAAAUACCUAUAAAUAAUAAUAAAAUCAGUGCUUUUUUUCUGGGGGUAAAAGGUGCCGGUACUUAACACACAAGUGAGGGCUCUGAGACACCUGCCAGAGCAUCUUGCCACCCUCCCUAAGCUGGACAGAAGCUUCCCGGGCUCAGGGAAGGAGGCACGAGGCAAGGAAUGAUAGUGCUGAUAAUGGUAAUGAGAAUAAUACCUGGCAAUUGAACCUCGGACCUUCUGCAUGCAAAGCAGUGGCUGUUUCAUUGACCUCCCCUUCCUCCUCCCCUAAUAGAGAGCCUGGCCUGCAAUAUAGACAGGAUUGUGGUGCUGGGCUUAUGCAAGGCUGCUCAGUGCAGCAACGGGCAUGGCCAGAAUCCUGUUUCUUUUUGAGGGGGUUGACAAAGCUCCUGCCGAGCUGCUGGGCGCUUUCGCUGCUCCGAGAGCACAAAGGAAACAAAGGGAAGCGCCCCCCCAUCUCCUCUUCUCCCCGCCUCUCCAGGAUGUUUCACCCGAUGCUAUAAAUCAUUGAGCUAUCGACCCACUGACUCUUGAGGCCUGGCAGCCGGAGAGAGGGGGCCUCUGGUUGCGAGCAGAGAGCAGCGUCCAGCUCCUUUGGCUGGCCCGUAACUCAGAGUUAAUGGGCCAUGAAAGCUGUGGAAGCCAGGCUGAAUCACCCAAUAAAUACUCGGCCGGGCCUCUUAAGUCAAUUGGGAAGGAAAAACAAAGGGGCCCUUUUCGCACAGAGGCCAAACGUCAGAGAUAAAAAGCAGCACCUGGGCAGGGAGACCUGUUUGCCCUGGCUAUAUUUCCCCCUCCUCCUCCUCUCUCUUUCUGUCUCAGGCCAAUGGCCCACUCACUCCAGCAUCCUCUUCUCAGAGCACACGAACCCUCCAUCCUCCUGUAGUUUCCAGCAAGUGUUAUUCAGAAGCAUUGCUGCCUCCAACCGCAAAGGCAGAGCAGAGCUGUCAUGGCUAGGUAAAAGUAAAGGUAAAGGGACCCCUGACCAUUAGAUCCAAUCGUGACCAACUCUGGGGUUGCGGCGCUCAUCUCGCUUUCUUGGCCGAGGGAGCCGGCGUACAGCUUCCGGGUCAUGUGGCCAGCAUGACUAAGCCGCUUCUGGCGAAUCAGAGCAGCGCACGGAAACGCUGUUUACCUUCCCGCCAGAGCGGUACCUAUUUAUCUACUUGCACUUUGACAUGCUUUCGAACUACUAGGUUGGCAGGAGCAGGGACUGAGUGACAGGAGCUCACCCCGUCGCAGGGAUUCUAACCACCGACCUUCUGAUUGGCAAGUCCUAGGCUCUGUGGUUUAACCCACAGCGCCACCCGCGUCCCUUUCUGUCACGGCUAGUCGCCAUCAAUAGCCUUCUGUUCUAUGACUUUGUCCGGUCCUCCUGUAAAGCCAUCCAAGUUGGUGGUCAUCGCUGCCUCCAGUGGGAGAGAGUUCCAUAGUUUAACUACGCACCGUGCGAAUGAGUACAAAACCCUCCCUGGAUGCUAAGUGCCUGAUCAAAUUUGCCUCCCCACCCCACCCCCACUGAAAUGCCUGGGUUGUUUUGGGGUUUUUUAAUUGCAUGAGAGCCUAAGCGUGAAUCUACCUAAGGAGAUGAAAGAUGUCUGAGACCGGCUGGGCUUCUGCAGCACGCUUGAUCUUUCCAAAAGAUUUGUCUGUGACGCGUUCUCUGUGGGGCUGCCCUGGAAGGCGACUUGGUCCAAAAUGCAGUAGCCAGAGCUCAGCAAACGCCCGCUUUUAAACAGUUGUUAUCAUCAUCAUCAUCAUCAUCAUUAUAUUGAUUCCCCCCUUUUACUGGCUUUCAACACAGAUAAAAUACAAAAGCUAAUCACCAAAUCGUAAUUAAAUUCAAAUAGCAUUAAAAACACACACAAAACCCAAAUCUAUUGAAAUACAGAUGAUAAAAACAGCAGAGCAUUAUAAAAUCCCUUUCCUUUUUUAAAAAAGAACAACCAGUUCCCAAAGGUGUGUCAGAAUAAAAGAGUCUUUGUCCAUCAGCAGGAGGACAGUUGCCAGUUUGUUUCCAAGCCCAAUUCAAGGACCUCACAUUAGUGUCUAAAGCCCCGAAAGGCCCCCAGAUAUCUGAAAUACCUUCUCCUUCCCUACAGACACUUUUAGGUGCCCUCUUGGUAGUUCUUCCACUGCCCUCAGAAGUUUGGGGGUGACAGCUGGACAAGGGCCUUCUCUGUGGCGGCCCCUCAGUUGUGGAAAUCUCUCCCGACUACCCUGUGUCUGGCACAUUCAUUGCAUGGCUUUCACCCUAAGCUGAAGAUGCACCUCUUUACCCAGGCUUAGGCCACCUGAGAGAAAGAGAUUUUAGGACCCACCCCGUUUUUUUGGAUGGUAAAUUUUUUUAAUUGAGUUUAGUGUUCUAUUUUUAUAAUAGUCUUUUUUAAAAAAUAAAAAUAAAUCAUUUUCUCAUUUUGCAAAUAUUUUAACAAAAAGAAAAGAGUAUUUACACAAUCCAUCUACAAUGCCACAUCCUCCUCAACCCCCUCCCCACCUUUCUGUGGUUACUUAUUUUAUAUCUUUUACCAAUGCAUAUCAAAUUCAAACUUAUUUACUAAUUUUCCUUUUGUAUCCCCUUUAAGUUAUUCUUACUGCACGUUUUUAUGUGAAUCCUGCUAAUGUUCUAAGUUGUUUACAUCUUCAAAUAGUCCGUACAUUUCCCCCAUUCUGUAUUAAAAAGUCUCUCUUCUUGGUUUCUUAUUCUGCCAUUUCAGCGCAGUCCAUAAAUUUUCGUUGCCAAUCGUCCUUCAUUAGAGUUGUUUCUUCUUUCCAUCUCUGGUCGUAAAUCAUUCUGGCAGCCAUAGCAGAGUACAUAAAUUGUCCCCCCCCCCCGUUCUUUGGGUACCUCUUCACCAAUUCUAUCUAAAAGAAAAGCUUCUGGUUUUUUUUUAAGUUAUCUUUAGCAUUUUCCCCAACUCAUUAUAGAUCAUUUCCCAGAAAGCUUUAGCUACCUUACAUGACUCUAUUUUUAUAAUGUUCUGAUCUGUCCUGGGACGCUGAAGUGAAGGGCAGGUAAGAAAUGCAAUGAGAUGAUGAUGAUGAUGUUGAUGCCACAAAAAAGCCAAAAUCAAAUUCUCACUCGACCGUGAAGCUCACUGGGUGACCUUGGCAGGCCAGUCACUGUCUCUCUCAGACCAACCUUCCUCACCGGGUUGUUGUUGAGAUUAAAUGUAGCGGGGGAGAACUCUGCACGCCUCCUUGAGCUCCUUGGAGAAAACCGGAGGGAUAUAAGGGCAUUAAUUUUUAAAAAAUAAAUUCAUCGAAUCAUAGAACCUUAGAGUUGGAAGGGACCCUAAGCAUCAUCUAGUCAACCCUGCUACCAGGCAGGAAUCACAACUGAAUAAUGGGCAAUGGUGGGAGGAUGAAACCACGAGUAUUCCUGACUAACUCUGUCCCCCACGUUCUUUGCUUUGUCUGCUACGGCAGGUAUUCCGAAGAGGAGAUCCGUCAGAAAGUGGGGACCUUCCGGCAAAUGCUGAUGGAAAAAGAGGGUGUUCUCACCCGCGAGGACCAACAUGGGCGGCAAAUGUGAGUAGGAAGGGAUUGCUGGUACCAAUUGCUUGCCUGGCCAAUGUGAAUACACCUGUUGAUAUAUAGAGCCAGUGUGGUGUAGAGGUUAAGAGUGGUAGACUCGUAAUCUGGUGAACCAGGUUCACGUCUCCGCUCCUCCACAUGCAGCUGCUGGGUGACCUUGGGCCAGUCACACUUCUCUGAAGUCUCUCAGCCCCACUCACCUCACAGAGUGUUUGUUAUGGGGGAGGAAGGGAAAGGAGAAUGUUAGCCGCUUUGAGACUCCUUCGGGUAGCGAUAAAGUGGGAUAUCAAAUCCAAACUCUUCUUCUUCUCUUCUAUAUAUCUGUAUAGGCGCUGGGAUCCUCAUUGCAAACUCUGCCUCUUUUAAUAUCUCCCUCCUGGUUUCCAGUGUGCCUGAGCCAACAGAGCCUAGUUUCCCCCUAACGUGUCAGGGCAAAGGAUUCCCAUCCCCACAAAAGAACUCCUUGCAUGUAGAAAACUAGCGUGUCAGGGAGGAAGCUGGGUUUGAAAGCUUCCAGGUCAGGCAACCCAGCGGCUCAUUUUCACUGUCCUUGCAGACUGCUUUCCCCCUGCCCUCGAACACAGCCAAGCUGGUUGGUUCCCUUCCUGAUGGACUGAUUGCCCUCACAGACCACGGCUUGGCCUCCCUGCCCCCACUUGAGAGGCCCUCUCCAUCAGUAACGCUUCUGAGCUUUCCCAGGAUUGAUAGUGACUUAGCUGGCGUGCCGGCAAAGCGCAUAUUAUAAUCCAUUAGCCAGCACUGGGGGAGGAGGGCGUAGAAGAAACCAGGUCACUGAGGAGGACAGAAAUAGAGCUUGCUGAUUCAUUGCACAGGAAGGCCUCGUUUGGGUGGGGGAACUGGGGAGCACGGGGAACUUGGGCAAAAGGUAGAGCAGCUUGUGCGGUCCAGGGUAUCGUAUCACUUUAAUCAUACCUUCCAACUUUUUCCAAUGCAAAACCGGGAUAUGUAGUUUCCAGGUUGUGCUGUUGGGAGAGUCAUAUGCCCUACACCUUGCUCUCACCCCAAAAACGUGCAUUUGGGGUGAGUUCUUAUGUGGUGCCCAAAAACCGGGCAACCCAGUCAGACGGGUGGCAUUUAAAUAAAUAUUAGUAUUACAAAAUUAUGCAUGGCAUGGAUAAAGUGGAUAGAGGAAAUGUUUUUCUCGCUCUCUGAAAACACUAUUUCUCAUGAAGCUGAAUGUUGAAUGGUUGUCUGAAGACAACUUCUUCCUCUUCUUUGGCGAUCACUCGUAGCCGAGUAAGAUUGUCUUCCAUAAACACGGUUUUAACAAUGAGUCUGUAAGUGACUGUGGAGGCCAAUUCUGGAUCCACACGUCCUUCCACAGUGGGGACAUUGGUUUCCGGGUGGGAGUUGAUCACGGUGUGGAUUUGCCAAGCGUGCCCUCCUCUUAGCACGUAGUUGAACUAUGGAACUCACUUCCCCAAGAAGCAGUGAUGGUCUGUGUAAUAAACGUAAAUCUGCCUUUAUUCCCUUAUGGGGGACAUAAGAGCCCUUAUAGAGUCCUUUGCAGGUUCUCCAUUGGUCGGAGAAAAGAACAGAGGCCAACCAGAGAAUAUUGAGAAGCAAAGCAGCUAGUAAGCCUGAUCUUUAUUGAACUGUUGCAACAGGGUGCUGCCCUCACACGUAGGAGGAGGAGGAGGAGGAGGAGGAGGAGGACCCAGAACCCAGGUGUGCCUGCCCUUAUAUAGACAUUUUAAAUUGCCCGCUUUGGAGUCCAAGACCACCCCCAGAAACAUCAUACAUACAUCACAGAAGGGGUGUAGCUCAAGACCACCCCCCAGACACUUCAUACCUACAACACAGAAAGGGCGGUCUACAACAGAAAUCUAAAUGUGUUGUUUAUCUCCUGUCUGGCAGAUUACCUGUUAAUGCUUACUUGAUUGGGGAGCCUGGCCAGUCUUUUGUAGUGACAAAUACUUAGUUCCUGAGCCAGGUCACAGGCUCACCCUAUUCAUACACAGAUAUACCCUUAAGAUAGGUUUUGUGAAUGAAAAGACAAUGAGGAGGCUUUUCCAUUUUCCUUUGACCUUGCAGAGAAAACAUUUGGUCAGCUUGGGAACCAAAAUGGCUCCAGGACUGCCCUCCUGUGCUGCCUCAGACAUGUGGCCCAUACAUUUAUAUAUGUGUUUGCCUGACAAAUCCAUGAACAUAUAUAUAUAUAUAGAGAGAGAGAGAGAGAGAGAGAGAGAGAGACCUUUUUUAAAAAUUUCAUCACCAACUUGGAUGGCAUUAAAAUAGAAUUGGAUAAAUUCAUGGAGGAGACAGCUAUCAGUGUCUACUAGCCAUGAUGGCUCUGCUCUGUCUCCACAGCUGGAGGUAGUAAUGUUCCCUGUAGUCACCUGGUUGGCCAUUGUCAAAACAGGACGCUUGGACUAGAUGGGCCAUUGGCCUGAUCCAGCAGGCCCUUCUUAUGUUCAUCUUUCCACAUUAUUUCUGGAUUGGGUUAGGGAACUCACUCAAUAAUUGAUCGGUUUAUAGCAGCCCCAGCAAAACCGUAUCGUGGAAAAACAUGGGAGUCCCAUGCCCUCUGCCUUUGUACGUCUGCCUUUGCAAAAUCGUAAGCGCUUAUAAAUAUCAAGGCUGGCAAAUGGUUUUGAGAAACUGACUCACUCCUCUUUUGCCUGGCAUCCCCAGGGAAAAAGCUGAGAGCGGGAAAUUAUAAGGGGAGGCCACAGCAGCCUGCAGACACAGCCCAGGAAGCAUUAAUCUCUGUCGCUAAGGGAGCUUAACCCAAUUACAAACCGAGUGAAUAAUUGGCUGCUUUAAGGAAAAUGAACCCCAGGAUGUUUUGGCUCAGAAAAUACAACAGAGACAUCAGUGGGCUGGAGAAGCAGGGGAGGAAGCAUGGCUGUCACGGAAAAGCCUAUUCGUGGCUUUUGCCUGUGGUAACUGGAGUGCAAAUUAGAUGGCUGUGAAUAGCACUUUAUAAAUGGCAGCAGGGUAAAUGUACACCCAUUCAGAGUGAGGGGGGGACCAAAUGCAUUGCCCUCACUCUGAGUUGGCUUUGUGUUGUUCUCCCCCACUCCAAACUCAUAAGCUGCAAGGGGAAGUGGUGCCAUCGUGCUUGCUGGUUCCUAUAUUGCUCUGAGUUCCUUGCAUAAGAAAAGGUUUAAGAGAGUGUGGAUUUGCACAUUGUGAAAUAGAAAUCAAGCCCUCGCACUGUGAUUGGGGGAAAGGUCUGCUCAAGACUCUGUUUAUUAAGGCAAGGCAAUUGCAUUGGAGAACACCCCCAUCAGCCAGACUCUUCUCUGAGCUAAUCAAUAGGUCAUGCAAAUUUUAUAGGGAUGAUAAAGUUGUCACAACCUGGUUAAUAAGAAACCACAAUAAAUUGGCUUUGCGGGGGGGGGGACAGGAAAACAACAUCACAGGUCAAAAACCUGAAACAUUCCAUACUUCCUUCACUGUUUCACCUUUUCUCCCACUUUCAGGCUGACUCUCUCUUUCUUUUUAUACUCUUGGAGUUUAUCCGUAUUUCCCUUUGUCUUGCUGUUUUCCCCUGGGGAAAACCGUUCUUUAGCGCUCAAUUGGAGAAAACAGCAAUUUCCCACAGAUUGCUGUUUGUUCUGAUGUAAGCUAAAGAGAGGUUUUUUCCUGGGAAGGGAGUGGGACAAGUGGGGGCGGUCCACCCUGGGUGUCAUCACCAAGGGGGGUGACAUUCAUUCCCGUUGGCCACCCACGACUCUCGCCUGCCCUGAGCCGUCAGGGGAAGGGGGGUAGUUGCACCGCUUUUCAGCGCUUCGUUUUGACAGCUCUGCACUCCCUGGCUGCUGGAGGAGGCAGGCAGGCAGGCAGGCAGGGAGAGGAUGGGAAUAAUAAUAAUAAUAAUAAUAAUAAUAAUAAUAAUAAUAAUUUAUUAUUUAUACCCCGCCCAUCUGGCUGGGGUUCCCCAGUCACUCUGGGCAGCUUCCAACAGAAUAGUAAAAUACAAUAAUCUAUUAAACAUUAAAAGCUUCCCUAAACAGGGCUGCCUUCAGAUGUCUUCUAAAAGUCUGAUAGUUGUUUUUCUCUUUGACAUCUGGUGGGAGGGUGUUCCACAGGGCGGGUGCCACUACCAAGAAGGCCUUCUGCCUGGUUCCCUGUAACAUGGCUUCUCACAGGGAGGGCCAGAAGGCCCUCAGCGCCAGACCUCAGUGUCCGGGCAGAAUGAUGGGGGUGGAGACGCUCCUUCAGGUAUACUGGACUGAGGCCGUUUAGGGCUUUAAAGGUCAGCACCAAGGAGGCAGGUGAGCAAACAAGUGAAGGGUGGAGGGAAGGAGAGAAACUGAAGCUCUAUCAACUCAGGACCCAAACCCUGCAACCCCCAGAAAAGCUCAACAGCUUUGGCCAAUCCUUCUCUAAAAACGUUCAACAAGCCCUGGCAAUGACAAUGGGUAGAUCACAGCCAGUCUUUUUAUACUAUGAGUAGAUUGCAGUCUCUUGGGAGUCCAACUAGAUUUCAAUGUUUGGGGGGGGGGGUGACAAGAAAUUUUCCUCACUGGGUACCACCUAACCUUGCUACGCCACUGCUCAGGCCUAUUCCAGGCCCGAAUCCUUGCAGAGCCCGGAUCCAUACACUCCACUUCUGCAACGUCCCCCUCCUCCUUUUGUCUUUGAUGCAGAGUGAUCGAGAACCAUCACAUGGUGGAUGGCGAAGAAUACAUGAUGCAGUACCCGGAGUACGGGAAGGGAUGCCCUUUGCAGUGCGACUGCACCACCGACUGCUACCAAGACGACAGCAGUCACCGCGAAUACAGGUGAGUCUCCUGUGAAGAACACAGGUCAUUUCCCAUGGUUACAAGAAGGGUCUCUGUGAAAAGGUGUGUGGACUUCUUCAUGCUCUGAUGGUGAGAAACAAACCCUUGGGCAGUACUGCCCCCUAGCUGAUGUGGCAUUACUGGGGGGGGGUUCUAAGAGGCAAGCAGGAGGCAGGAGGACAUAGAGGCCAGGGGGUGGCAGUGGGGGGAUGCUAAGAAGUGAGGGGGCGGUAGUGAGGCACUGUAGGUGGGCUGCCCUGAACCCAUUGAUCGCUUAUUUACCAUUGACCAGUUUAGUGCCUAGAGCAAAACACCUUCCUCGCUUCGUAUUUAAAGUUUUACUGCUCUUGAUCACUUACAAAGCUAUUUAAUUUGCCAUGUUUGUUUGUAUUUACGGUUCCUGUCACAAGAUAGCCAGUUAUUGCAGAUAGCCAUUGAUUUUUCUUAUAAAUUAGCUACCAUAGGUCUGCGGUAAGCGAAGGUUUGUUCAUGCCUGGUAAGGACUUCUACAUAAAUAGCUCAUGCUAUAAAUGUCCAUCGCCCUUGUGUCUUUGUCAGUGAAAAUAUUUUUCAUGCAACGUCUGGUGCUACUGGAUCAGUUUUGUUGAAUUAACCAGACAGAAGGUUUUGAGUGGAUUUUAAUUAAAUGCUACUGUUCUGAAAUUGUUGUUGCUGUUGUUGUUAAUAUGCCACCCAUCUGACUGGGAUGCCCCAGCAACUGGGCGGCAAACUGCUAUUCUGAAUGAUGUUUUUAAUAGGGUAGGGAAAACUGAGGGUGAGUUUAUGGAACCAGUGGGACUGUGCCCCAAAAAUGUUUGAGAACCACUGAAUUGGCUUACAGCACGGUUCAUCAACGUUGUGUCCUUCAGAGGUGGAUGGACUACAACUCCCACCAUCCCUGGCUCUUAGCAAUGUCACCUGGGGGCUGAUGGGAGUUGGAGUCUUAUUAACUUAUGGAGUGUAUUGUGUUGGCGACCCCUUUAAACCAGCAAGUGCCUAUCCUAAAAUCCUCUUCCUCCUCCUUCUCUACAGGCUGAAGAGACGAUCGAGCAGCUCCACCUCUCCCCCGCCCAAGAAGAAAAAGAAAAAGAAAUCAGGUCAUCGCCGGAGCCGGUGAGUCACCCCCCAGUGGCGCUGAUGUUGGGAUGGAAGGGCAAACAAGUGGAUAUGACCCGGGCCAGGGACUCUUCAAUCCAGCCAGAAUGCUGGGCUUUGAGCAAGUCCUAAACCAAGGAUGUGAGGACCUUUGGCUCUCCAGAUGUCACCGCUGUUACUGCAACGAAUUUAUUCAUAGCCCUCUAAGCCGCAAUCUGCAAAAAUAAAUAAAUAACCCAAAACAGUUAAAAGGACAAAGACAACCAACACAUUUGAAACAGGGCUGAAACCCAAACAAUUGGUAAAGACCAUUUUAUCCUGCCGGAACCAAGAUGGCGUCAUCUGUUUCUGUUAAGUGCAGAUGAAGGGGAAGCCUAUCGUAUCGCACCAGGAAUGCUAUUUCAGUUGGUUAGAGCGUGGUGUUGAUAAUGACAAGGUUGCAAGUUCGAUCCCCACAAAUUUCCUGCGUUGCAGGGAGUUGGACUGGAUGACCCUCAGGGAUGCUUCCAACUCUUAUGUUUCCAUGUUUUAGAUUUCUCCCAGGCCUUUGUGCAGCCCCCAUUCCUGCCUGCAACAUAACCUGUUGAACUCUGGGCUCAGCACACCUUCCCUGUGGUUGGCGUUGCCAGUUUCUUCUGCCUAACCCAGAGACCGGCUCUGCGUCCCCCAGCACAGAGACACUUCUCAAUGCUUCACUGUGCCAGUAUUCCAUGCCUGACUCUGAAAUGCAUCCAUUCCUUGAUGUACUAAGUGCAGAAAGGGGAGGGCGGGGGACUCAGCCGUUCUUCUCCUCCAGUUCUCUCCCCCCCAACCAUCCUGAUUUCAGAUCCCUCCGCUAAUGAUUUCCUCCUCAGAGCUCAGCUAACAUUUUAAUGAGUGUGGCUUUCUUAAACCAGGCCAGGGGGAAAUGAAACUAAUGAGGAAAGUAGCAGAAGGGGGGGGGACCAGGCGAGAGCGGCGCUGUCUCCUCCCUUGAACCAGAUGAUGAUAUAUAGGUAUAAUGUAUAGGUAUAUGUAUAAAUUCCCCAUAGGGCUGAGAGGGUUCAUCCCAGAGGACCACCCUAUGGGGGCUCAAUCAAAAAUAAAAAAUCCUUUGAAGCCUUAACCCAGGGGACAGAAAAUUUGGAAGGUUGCCUGGGUAACUGGGCACAGGAAGUGAUGUCACAGGGGGAUUUGGGGGCCUUUGGGAUAGCUAAAGAGAAAGAAAACCAUUUUGGCAGGCUUGCUAAUGGCAGGCUGGGAGAGAUCACAGCCUCCAGCAUUUCUCCAAUGAGAAUAGGGGUGCCCUAUUCAAUAACAAUAAUACAGUAGUACCUCAGGUUACAGAUGCUUCAGGUUACAGACUCUUCAGGUUACAGACUCCGCUAACCCAGAAAUAGUAGCUCGGGUUAAGAACUUUGCUUCAGGAUGAGAACAGAAAUUGUGCCACGGCGCCGCGGCAGCGGGAGGCCCCAUUAGCUAAAGUGGUGCUUCAGGUUAAGAACAGUUUCAGGUUAAGAACGGACCUCCGGAACAAAUUAAGUUCUUAACCCGAGGUACCAUAAUAAUGAUGAUGAUGAUGAUGAUGAUGAUGAUGAUGAUGUUAUUAGUUAUACCUUGCCCAUCUGACUGGGUUGCCACAGCCACUCCAGGCAGCUUCCAACAUAUAUAAAAACAUAAUAAAACAUUAAAAAACUUCCCUCUACAGGGCUGCCUUCAGAUGGCUUCUAAAGGUUGUAUCUCCUUGCCUUGGGGCGGGGGCAUAGCUGUCAACUUUUCCCUUUUCUUCGGAAUAAGGGAAUUUCCCUUUAAAAUAAGGGAAACAUUGACAGCUAUGGCGGGGGGCAGGGUGUCACAUAACUCCACACCCCGCAACAUUUCUCCAGUAAAAAUAGGGACGUCCUAAGGAAAAGCGGGACAUUCUGAGAUCAAAUCAGAAACCAGGACAGCUUCUGUAAAUCUGGGACUGUCCUGGAAAAUAGGGACACUUUGAGGGUCUGGGACAGGGGUCAGCAACCCGCGGCUCCGGAGCCGCAUGUGGCUCUUUUACACCUUUGCCGCGGCUCCAGGGCGGAUACUAGUGAGGGGAGGAGGCGCAUUGUGCGCCCCGACACUCCCCACUGUGGGGGGCGCUGUACUGGCUGUGAUGUUGCAUGGGGGCGGUGCGUGCUUUAGUCACGCACCGUCCCGACAUCACCUUCCCGCCCGCUGUCAGAUCGCGGCUCUGGAGAUAUAUUUGUUUUAAAUGUCGCAAUGGUUUUGCGGCUCCCAGUUUUUUUUCCUUCGGAAACGGGUCCAAGUGGCUCUUUUUGUCUUAAAGGUUGCAGACCCCUGGUCUGGGAGAUGCCUUACAUUUCAGUGCUGUGAAGAACAAGUCCCUCUUGAGACGACCAUGCUGUAAGAACAGUACUUUGUAACAAUACGUUACAAAGUCACCAUCAGUCUCCUCGCAUGCUGCGUUUCCUGCAAAUACACUGUGCUCCCAAGUGGUUCCGUGCGUCGAUAAUUUACAGACAACCACUAUAAUUAUAACGCAGUACGAUAGAAAACGUUAGCAAUUCAGCAGCGGCUGCUUAUUUGAUGCAGGGAUGGGGAAUGUGGCAGCCCUCCUUCAGGUGCAUUUGGCUUCCCCUCCCGUCUGCCUCUGUCAGUGGUCAGGGAUGAUAGGAAUUGUAGUCCGGCAAUGGGUCCUGGAGGGCCACAGGUCUUCCUCUUGCCUCUGCUUUCAGCCACAAGGUGGGGAGGGCACCAUGGCCAAUGGUAUCUAAAGCUGCUGAGAUCAAGAAGCAGAAACAGAAUCCCACUGCCCUCACCCCACUCUCAAGAGAGGUCAUCCAUUAGGGUGACUAUGGCUAAUUCAGUACCCAAACCACACCUGAACCCAACUUGAGAUGGAUCCUGAUCACAUAUAUCCUCCAGGAACUCCUGGUAUUAAUAAUAGCAACAUACUACCCAGGAUUACGCUGGUGGCACUGUGGGUUAAACCACAGAGCCUAGGACUUGCUGAUCAGAAGGUCGGCGGUUCGAAUCCCUGCGACGGGGUGAGCUCCUGUUGCUCGGUCCCUGCUCCUGCCAACCUAGCAGUUCGAAAGCACGUCAAAGUACAAGUAGAUAAAUAGGUACCCCUCCAGCGGGAAGAUAAAAGGCUUUUCCAAGCGCUGCUCUGGUUCGCCAGAAGCGGCUUAGUCAUGCUGGCCACAUGACCCAGAAGCUGUACGUUGGCUGCCUCGGCCAAUAAAGCAAGAUCAGCGCCACAACCCCAGAGUCGUCCGCGACUGGACCUAAUGGUCAGGGGUCCCUUUACCUUUUACCCAGGAUAACUCAGUCAGUAGAGCAUGAGACUCUUAAUCCCAGGUUCAUGGGUUUGAACCCCACAUUGGGCAAACGUAUACCUGCAUUUUAGGGGGUUCAACUAGAUGACCCUCGUGGCACCUUCCAGCUCUACAGUUCUGUGAUUCUAUUAUUAUACCUCCAUUAAGCAAAUAAAAAUAGCAUUUGCCAACCCACAAACCCCUCCCCAGAAAUGUCUCAACAAGUGGGGCAGGGGAGAGGGGCAUCAAAUUGAAAUCAUUAAAUUGUCGGCUGCAUAAAUGAAAUGUUAUGAAUCGCUUUAAGAAUGAUUGGGAGGAUGUCCUCAUAGCAAAAGUGUGGUCUUAAGGGAACAAAGCAAGAUUAUAUGGUGGUGUGAAAAUUGCAAUAUAUGCAUUUUAUGCACACAUUACCCAAGUGAAUACAUUUUGGCACACAUUACUUGGCUGGAGAAGUGCAUUGCAAAAUUGGGAGAAGUGUGGAUUUUGAAGGGUGUCUGUGUUUCGUUCACAUAUUGUUUCUGGAAGUGUGGAUUAAGUAAAGUUUGUCUUUAAAUGUGAACUCAAUAGAGUCAGUCCCCCCUUUCUUACUACCACCCCAUAACAGGUGGUGAAAUUUAACAAGUUAAAAAAGUGGGGGUGAUGACCACAGCAGAUGCCAUUCCUUAAAUACUGAAAUUGGAACAUGUGAAAUUGGGGGGGGGGUUGCUACCUAGCAUCGCCCCAACUCCCUGCUGAGGUGGGUCUUACCCAUAAUGCCACCUAAGUAGGGCUAAAUUAAAGCAACAGACACAUGAAACAUAAAAAGGUUUGUGAAACACCCCCCCUUGCAAAAUUGUAUAAGUCUGAGGAAUGUUGUUCUCUCUUGGUCUGACCUACCUCAAAGGGCUGUAGUGUGGAUAAAACUGGAAAGCCCUGAGCUCCUUGGAGGAAAAAAACUGUGGGGGGGUGUUACAAAUUUGACAGAUGGAACAAGAGUUCUCCAACCCCAAAUCCCUGGCAAUGCUUCUGAACCCCACAAGUUCUGAUGCCUGCUUUCACCUCCACAGGGACUAGCAACUUGCUCAAGAAAGCUGAGAUUCUUUGGGUGUUGAAUUGAACCCUUUCUGUGUUUGCGCAGGGGCACAAAAAUACACACACAGUCCUGAUAGAUGUGGCCUGUGUAAUUUUCUUACUAGUUUUAAAAAUAUGCCAGGUUAGACACUUGUCCGGCCCGGUCGUGAUUUCAGAAGUCUACCAUGUUCUCUAAACCAUCCGCUCUUUUCAGAGAGACACUCCUUAACCUCUCCUUUGUCUGUUUCCUGUCUUGCAAUCUCAGCAAAAAAAGGAAACCUGGAUCUGAACGCAGGUGAGUGCCAACGGAAUUCGCAUCAUCCACAUGAUCUAUUACCUAUAAUUUCCCAUAUAUUUAUAGAAACCCAUCCAAGGUGUCUGGUUUUUUACGGCUUUCCCCACAAGGUUUCCCCAGCCACCCAAAAAGCAGUCCCAUAAAGUAAGGGGGCUAAUUUGUCUGGAUGCCUUUAACCCUUGGAUGGCUUCAAAAGAGAAUUGGACAAAUUCCUAGAGGGGUGGGCUCUGCCUCUACAGUUGAAGGCAGCCCAGCUUCUGCUUCCCAGAACCACAGGAGGGUAGACGGAUCUUGUGGUCAGGUCCUGCUUGCAGAUUUCCCAUAUAAAGCAUCUAGUUCAGGGGUCAGCAAACUUUUUCAGCAGGGGGCCAGUCCACUGUCCCUCAGGCCUUGUGGGGGGCCGGACUAUAUUUUGAAAUAAUGAACGAAUUCCUGUGCCCCACAAAUAACCCAGAGAUGCAUUUUAAAUAAAAGGACACAUUCUACUCAUGUAAAAACACGCUGAUUCCUGGACCGUCCGCAGACCGGAUUGAGAAGGCGAUUGGGCCGGAUCCGGCCCCCAGGCCUUAGUUUGCCUACCCAUGAUCUAGUUGGCCUCUGUGAAAACAGGAAGCUGGACUAAAUGGGCCAUUGGCUUGAUCCAGCAGGCUUUUCUUAUGACGUUCCCACAUGCUGAUUCAGCUCCAUUUCCUCCUGACAAACUGACAUAGUCCUUUUUCGCAUUUCAGCGGGGAUAGCUCUUCCCCGGUACGGAAGGAGAAGAAGAAGAAGACAGGGAAAAAACACCGGAGAGACAGGUAAAGGACUCAGGGCUCCCCCUUUUCAUCUCCCCCUAACAAUGGGAAGGUCCAUAGCUCACUGGCAGAACAUCUGCUUUUCACGCAGAAGGUGCCCCCGUUCAAUCCCCAGGGGCAUCUCUGGGGAGGGGUGGGGGAAGGCACUGAAAAUCCUGCCAGCAUCUCUUUGCAUCUCAAAUGCUUCACUAACAGAGCCAGAACCUGGCUUCCAUUUUCUGGUCACGCUGGACUGUGACAGGAUUUUGGAAACUUGCAUGGGUACUUCUGGGCAAGCAGCCAGUUCCAAAGCUGGCCAGUAGCACUGCCAGCUGGCCUAGGGAUCUGGACCCUGGAGGCAAUUGCCCUCAGGCUGGUAGGUAGAGGAGGCAGAGUAGCUGGAGGACUGGUGCAGCCUGUCCUGUCUGUCCCUCCAUGGCUUAUCUGGGCUGCCCAUCCACCACUAGUCAGCCUGCUGUAGUCACCAGUCAGCAGCGCCACCUGUUGACAGCCAAGCAAACUGCAGCAUGACAACACCCUUCCAUUUUUAUUAUAUUCGAUCCCCGACAUCCCUGGCUUGGGCCCUAGGGCACCACUGCUGGUCGGUAUAGACACUACUGGGCUAAGUGGUUCAGUAGUCUAACACAGCUUCCUUUGUUCUCAUCUAUCUCUUCCACUAGAUAAUCUCCCGUUGAUAGGAGAGUACAUACUUUUUUUAAGCAAAAAAGAUCUGACCCACCUAGCAUUUCCAGGUAAAUGGAGGCCCCUGGAUUGGAAGAGACCUUUCUUUUCAGGAAAUUGAGGUGUGCCACUGCCAGUCACAACAGGUUAGAACUGGGCUGAAUGGACCAGAACUAACAGAGGCUAUAGAUUGUUGCAGCCUCCAACUCCCAUCAGCUCUGUCAGGAUGCUGUGAAUUGGAGUCCAGUGACAUCGACAGGGCAACAUGGCUGUGUUACAUAGAGACAAGUUGCUGCAGGUUCCGUCAGUAAAGGCCAUGGUCAAUCUAUCUGUUGUCUGCACAGCCCCACAUUCUGGACUAAGAUGGUCUGGAUGAGCAGUUUAUUUAUUAUUAUUAAAUUUAUUGCUCACCCUUCAUCAGCAGGUCUCAGGGCUGGUUACAGCAAUUUAAAAUUCAGGAAUAGGGUAAUCUGGGUGCUGCAUCUUUGGUGUGGCUCUUAUGCAAGGAAAGAGAUAUUUGGCUAUGCGCUCCCCCCCCCCCUUUCUCCUGGACCAUCUCAACCAGUGUCUCUCCUUUCCUCUCUUUGUUCCUGUUCUUGCCGGUUGCCCAUCAGGUCUGCGUCUGGCUCUCGUAAGAAGAGGAGGCACAGGUGAGGGUUAAUGGUGUAGAUUCCUCCCCCCACCGCACACCUUGUCUCCCCUAAUCCCACAUCCACAUUCCUCACCUCCUCCCCCAUCUCAGCCGUGACCGGCAAGGCAAAUUAUGCACUGCCCUCUAGUGGCCAAAGACCACAUUUGAUCCUCUUUCUAUAACAAAUUCACCACUUGCCCCCUUGUCAGGCUCAAGGUCUCUUCCGGCCAAGCUCAGAAGAAACCACAUUGGUCCAGGGCCAUGAAAGUAGCUCCAUAAAGGCCACCAUAGCCAGGCACGAAAAGGCCAAAGGAUCCGGGUUCAAAGGCUUGCAGGGAACAAGGAAGGUCACUUGACUUGCCCGGGAGGGCGUCACCAAGAUUUCACCUGCCAGGAACUCCUGGAGGAGUUCGCUCCAUAAUGAUGGGGCCACCACCAAGGAAGUCCAGGCUUGGACAUCCAGAUGGGUGCAGGGGUACCUGUGGAAUCUGCCAUGGAAAGAUGUCGUGGUGGUUACCAAUUUCAAAGGCAUUUAAAAGUGGAGUCGAACAGAUUUAUGGAAGGAAAGGCUAUCAGUGACUACUAGUCAUAGAAAACAUACCUUUGAAUACCAGAAGAACAGCAGGAGAAAGUAACUGCACUCCUGCCCUGCUUGUGGGAUUCCCAGAGGCAACGGUUGCCAGCUCUGUGAAACACGUCACCCAGAAUCUGCCAUUGGAGGUGGCUACCUCACUUUGUCUAAUGAUAGAGCCGGCCAUGGCAAAGAUUAGUUAGGUGAGCUCUCGGUCUGAUCCAGCAGGGCUCAUCUUAUGUUCUUACAUGAAGUACAGUCUCUAGAGCUGUUCUCUGCAAGCUGGGGAGGGUGUGGUGGCCAAAAUUUAUAUAAUAAGGCGUAAAAUGCACCAACAUUAUAAUCACUUAGUGAUAACAAUGGGACUGCAAUAGCUUUCAGUGCAGGCACACAGAGCUCUCAUCAUCUGCAACAGCCUCCCUGUUCAUUUCAGCACAGGAAGCUGAUUUGAAGGUGCAGAUAAAGCAAUGGGUCAUGGUGAGGUGAGAUGUCAUGACUUGCAAAACGUUCUCUAGACCGUCAGAAAAUAGCCUGCCCCUCUGAUUCUGGACCCUCCCCCUAAGAGUCGAUUCCCCAUGGAGAGGCUGAUAAGCAGGCCACAGGUUUGGCACUUUGGCACCUGGGGAAGCUGUUCCAUGAAAUAUUCUAGAAGGAAAAACUGGCUGCUGAGCCUGGUGCUUCCUCUGCCCAUGUCUGGUUUCCCUCCUCCUCUCUCUCUGUCUCUCUCUCUGCCUCUCCCUUUUCAUGUGCGUUCAGUUUUCUGCUGUCUCAUAGGUCCAGAAGUCUCAAGAGCAAAAGGAAAGAGAAGAACAAAGACAGAAAAAGGUGAGGAUCAGAAUAGAUUGCACCCCAUCCGCAGAAGAAAACAGCACAGAAAAUAGCACAAGUUGAAUGCUUAUUCCCAUGUUACUUGCAAGUGCAAUUUCCCCCCGGAAGCAAAUAAAAUGGGAAUUAACCAUCUUGAAAUACUCAUGGAAGAUGAAGCAAGCUUGUUUCCUGCGGCUCCAGAGGGCAGGACCCAAACCAAUGGAUUCAGAUUACAAGAAAGGAAAUUCUGACUUAACAUUAGGAAGAGCUUUCCAAUGGUAAGAGCUGUUUGACAGCAGAACAGCCUCCUUUGGAAGGUAGUGGACACUCACUUGCUGGAGGGUUUCCAACAGAGGUUGGAUGACCACCUGUCAGGGAUUCUUUCAUUGUGAUUCCUGAAUUGCAGAGGGUUGGACUAAAUGACCGUUGGUGGUCCCUUACAACUCUGUGAUUCUAGGACUAACACCUUGAAUUUUGCCCGGUAGCUCACCAGCAGCCAGUGCGAUGCUUUCAGAACUGGUGACUCAAGGUCCCGUCAGACUCCUGAACCCAGACCCAUGGUUAGGCUCAGCAUCCAGGCCUGGAUCCAAAUUCAGCCCCUCUGUAGCUUGCACCAGCUGGUCCUUCCUUUGUGCCAAAGUCCUGGCUGUCAAUCAGGGUCUGGGUCAUGAUGGGGGCAGUCCCAGAACUCCUCCUGAGCCACAGUCAUGGACUAAUUGGACACUGAAGAAUAGUCGGGGGAACCAGCUGGGGAACCCCCAGGGGAAGAAGGCUGAGAACCAGGGGAGUGGUGGUGGGACAAUGGGGUGGGAGGGAGAAGAGGGAGAGGACUGGAAGGAGGUGUCAGAAUCUGAAGGGUUAACAGGGCUUAGUGAGCAGGGGGAGUCUGUGGCAGAGAGAAGUCCAGAAUCAGAGGCAGAGGUUGAAGCAGAAGAGGAGGGAGACCAAGAGGCAGAGAGGAGUCAGGCUGGUGCAGAGUCAUGUGUGCCUCCCCUUCCUGCCACGACAAUCUCCCUUCUCACCUUGUCAUCUAGAACCAGGAGAGGAGAGAUUAGCUGUGUGUAGGUGCAGUCUCUGAUUGCUUGGGGAAAACACUGGAGAAGAGAGCACUUAGGGAGCUAUGGGGAGCUGAGGACCCUCAGCCUCAGUAACUGCUCCAUGGGGCAAGACCUACCAGGGAUAAGCUGUUAUGCUCAUCCAAGUCUGUGCAGAUCUUGUUUUCUCCAACAAAGAGUUAACCCCAACUUGCAUGGUGUGAUUUAUUGCUGGCUCGCUCCUGACAGCCAGGCUGGUGGAGCGCCGGGUUCUGCCUCACCCUUCCGCUUCUCCCCAUCCUCUCCCAGGUCACACAGCGAGUCGUCCACUCGGAGGUCCCACAGGCGCAGCAGCUGCAGUUCCCGGAGCGCCUCGCUCUCCUCGGAUUACAGCGACUGCAAAUUGACAAGCAGGUAAGCUGGGCUUGUGCCUGGUUUGGCCUCAGGUUUAGGGGUGGGGAGGCACAGCUGGGGGGGGGGAGAGCUCUUUAAAUGGGACCAGUUGCGGAUGGUUUUUUUCACUCAAAGAACAUACAAGCAGAGCUUUGUGGUGUUACAAGUGCCACAUAUUAUCCAUUGUGCAUUUGUUUGGAGUUGAUCCUGCUUAGUGUCUUUGAUGUCAAAUGGUACACCUGUUUUAACAUGGAUGUUGUUGUAAUGAAUGUUCUUCUUACAGUCAUACCUUGGGUUACAGACGCUUCAGGUUGCAUUUUUUCGGGUUACGGACCACCGAAACCUGGAAGUACCGGAAUGGGUUACUUCUGGGUUUCGGCGGCUGCGCAUGCGCAGAAGUACUAAAUCACACUUUGUGCAUGCGCAGAAGCACCAAAUUGCAACCCGCAUGUGCGCAGACGCACAGACGUGGGUUGCGAACGUGCAUCCUGCACGGAUCACGUUCACAACCCGAGCGUCCACUGUAUAUAUUUUAAUUAUGGGUGUUUCAAUGUUUUACCGUGUAUUUUAAGAACGGGUAGCUGUAUUUUUAUUACUGGAUUUUGUUUUUAUUCAUGUUUCAUAAUGUUUAUAUAUGGCUCAAUUGUAAAAAAGGGGGGGACUUAAAGCAGUCUAUAAAAAAGAAUAAAGCAAGCAAUCAUUGGCAGAAGCAGUUUUUAAAAAUAGAGUAAGUGAUAGGCAAAAACCAGAUCAAAUCACAUGCCGACAUAUCUGGGUAGGCUUGCCUAAACAAAAAUGCAUCUAGCAGGUGCCAAAGAGAGUACAAUGAAGGCACCUGGCUGAUGUCAAGAGGCAGUGAGUUCCAAAGUGUAGGUGACACUAAAAGGUUGACUGCUUACAAAUGUGGAAGAGGUAUUUUGUGGCACCCGUAACAGUGCCAGUUCCACAGAUGAAAGCAGUCCAGUCGGUUUAUAUGAGGGUAAUGUGAUCUCACAGGUAUGCUACUCCCAAGUUGUUUAGGACUUUUAGUUGUUACUAGAAGUAACACCUUGAACCUGGCCCAGUAGCAAACUGGCAGCUAGUGCACAUCCUUGAGCGAAGGUUUUCUAUGGUGUGAGGGUCUCACUCCUGUCAGCAAUCAUCCUGCAGCAUUCUGCAGCUUCCAGAUCAAGUGCAAGGAAAGCACCGAUACAGCACAUUGCAGGAUUCCAGUUUUGAAGUAACCAAUUAAUGGGUAGCUGUAUUUCUUUAAUAGACCUUCUGGACAUCCAAUGAAGCUGAAUGUUGGAAGAUAAAAAGAAGGACUAUGGACAUUCCUCCUGCAAGAGGCAGUGAUGGCCACCAAAUUUUUGGGGGGGGGGGCUUCAAAGGAGGAUUAGAUAAAUUCAUGGAGGAGGAUAAGGCUAGCUCUGCCUCCACAGUUAGAGGGGGCGAUGCUUCUGAAUACCAGUUCCUGGAAACUGCAGGAGGGGAGAGGGCUCUGGUGCUCGGAUCCUGCAUCAGGGCUUCCUACUGGUUGGCCACUGUGAGAACAGGAUGCUGGUCUAGGUGGGCCACUGGCCUGAUGCAAGAGGCUCUUAUGUUCUUAUAUUGGCACAAGUUCCUCAGUGGGAGCUCUCCUUGGUGCUGAAACAACCAGCCUGCCUUUCCCUGUGAACUCUUGCACCAGAUCAGAGCAGGAUAGUUAAGUCUGGGUUCCAUCUAGCUGUAUUACAUCCUUCUGCAGCAAAACCUACCUGGUGGCCUUACCCCCUAUGCUUCCAAUCAACUUGCUUGCUGGCUUCUGUUAGAGCAGUUGGUUGGCCACUUUGAGUAGAGGAUGGUGGAUCAGAUGGGCUGGUGGCCUGAUCCAGCAGACUCUUCUUAUGUUCCUAAUAGAGGUUCUUCUUCUUCGAUUGCUGUUGUCCUUUAUUUGUUUGGGAACUGCCUUGCUAUUUCUCCUUGAAAUAAAAGGGGAUCUAUAAAUCCUUCUAAGAAAUAUAGCAACAAUCUCAUGGAGGCCUACAUAGCUGCUGGCCAACCCUUUCUGUCCUCCCCUUUGUUUGCAGACUGAGUCCCAAGUACAGAGAGGAUGCCCAGAAGGGCAGCAGCCACCAGUCCAGCCAGAGCCCCUCCUCCUCCUGUACCGGCCACAGCCGAUCGGCCACGCCUCACCAAAACGGGCACAAGGGCGGUGCCCAGAACGGCCGCCAUAGCCACGGCGCCCUCUUGGAGAAGAAACAGGAGGUAUGGACCUUUUGGGUUUGCUUUUCUCAGGGUUCAAUCCAACCCCACCUUCCCCAGCUGCCGCCGCCCCACCUUCCCUCCCCAGAUCGGCUCUGCCCCAUCUCACGUUGCUCCCUCCUCUUAGGCAUUUUGCUCAAAGCGUGGCGGAUGGGGAAGGCCUAA